Molecule: messenger RNA, 1202 nt
Organism: Cetraspora pellucida
Lineage: Eukaryota; Fungi; Glomeromycota; Glomeromycetes; Diversisporales; Gigasporaceae
Source: the annotation of a GenBank genome assembly
AAAAAGCCGUUUUUGUGACGCGAGUUAGUCGCAAACAUUUUAUUUCUGUGUCCCAUAAAGAUAAACGUCCACCACAUAUUCCAUCACCUCAUCCUCCUCCAAAGAUACCAAUUUCAAAACGAGCUUAUGUAAAAUUUAAUGAUCCACCUGAUGUAACAAAUGGUAUAAUGGUUUUUUGGGAAACACCUUCAAAUAAAACCAUUAUAGUGGGACAAUUUAGUAGUGGAUUUACUGAAGGAGAUGAAAAGGAAUAUACAUUUAAAGUUUAUAAUGAAACUUCUGAACUUGUAGAUUUAAAACCUGAAAAUGAUACUUUUGAUAAAUUAUUUAAAAUUCGUUCUAAUGGUUCUACAGAUUCUUUCUUAUUUGCUUUGGAUACUCCUUUGGUAACCGGUAAUAAUAGUGUGGUUGGAAAUUAUUUGGUGAUUGGACGACCUGGUUAUUUACUUGGAUAUAAACUUCACUAUGAUAAAAAAAACGUCUAUAUUAUUGAAAUGGCGUACACAUCACAUGAAGAUGUUAUAUCAUAUCUUCAAGAUUGUUUUAAAGAACCAAAUAAUAAACUUGUAAUAAAAAUACAAAAAUUUCCAAUAGACCAUUACAAUCCAAUCGGAAUUGGAGAAAAAAUAACUCCGGACAUUGCAGUUCGUCCGAGAGAGUGUCUUGUACAACGAGCAAGUCCAUAUCCUGAUUUUCCCCGCGGUGACUUCAAAAGCAAUUCCCAUGCAAGAAUAAUUUGCGAAGUUGCUAAUAUUCAAAAAAUUGAUUUAUGGAACACAAGAUGCGAGACGUGGAUGCACGAGGAAUACGUUCGUUGUGUGUUGGGAGUUAAAAUUUAUCCUAAAAUAAAUAUCAAUAGAAUUGUUCAUCAGCCAAUAAUAGCAAGAUUAUGGGUACGUCAAGCACUGCCAGGUGGUAUAUUAUCCUCAAAUACAACUUUAGCAGAAAAUGGAAUAUAUGUCAAGGAGUGGGAAUGCGGAACUAUACAUCAUAAUACUCAUGCACCAACUGGUUGUAAUGCUCCAAAUAAUAAUGAAUUUCAAGUAACUAUCCCUGUUAGAGAUGCCUUUUGGGAUCCUCCAAUUUUGGGUAGAGUUCCAAAUGUUGAAGGCUAUACUGCAGUGGUACCCAAUACUGUUGUUGGAGAAAAUUUUGUUAUUGACUUAUAUGACAUACAACAAAUAGUUCUUAAUGUAAAUUAA